Molecule: messenger RNA, 357 nt
Organism: Funneliformis mosseae
Lineage: Eukaryota; Fungi; Glomeromycota; Glomeromycetes; Glomerales; Glomeraceae
Source: the annotation of a GenBank genome assembly
AUGGAUAUUUUCGAGUUUAUUGUUGAAAAUAUAAACAAUCCAACUUGCGAAUUUAAUCGAAAAUUAGCCAGACUCCUUCAAACCUUUACGUUAAAUGGUAACUUAAAUGUCCCUCAAGCCGGUAACCCAGCAACAAGGUACAAUGUCUUGACAUAUUUCAAAAAACCUUCUAGAAUUAAAUCUACGCAUUUACGAGGUGUCUUACGUGUUAUCGUGUCACAAGCAGCACAACAAAUCCAAAUAAAUGACGCAUGCGUCAUUAGUAGAGCGACAGAAAUGUUGAAAAAGGCCAUUACUUUCAAUGAAAGACAAGGCUAUAGAAUUUUGGCAAGCCAUGUCAAUAUGAAACCAAUAUGA